Messenger RNA from Jaculus jaculus (lesser Egyptian jerboa), 1335 nucleotides. RefSeq names its product interleukin 6 receptor (gene Il6r). Gene Ontology annotation, molecular function: cytokine receptor activity; protein binding. Gene Ontology annotation, cellular component: external side of plasma membrane; membrane. Bases 1 to 1287 code for a protein of 428 amino acids. The record is from RefSeq and is a predicted model, not a curated record. Gene Ontology annotation, biological process: cytokine-mediated signaling pathway. The transcript is spliced from 10 exons. NCBI's taxonomy places the organism in Eukaryota, Metazoa, Chordata, Mammalia, Rodentia, Dipodidae.
AUGGUGUUGAGAGGGGUGUCAAGUGACGUGCUGCGGAGCCCGCCUGGGGCCAGCGUGAACCUUACCUGCCCUGGGAGGGAGCCAGCGGACAAUGCCACCGUUCACUGGGUGCUCUCUGGCUCGCACCGUAGACGAUGGUCGGGCGUCGGAAGGACGCUGCCUCUGCGCUCGGUGCAGUUCAGUGACUCUGGCAACUAUUCCUGCUACGUGGAUGGCCGCCUGGCUGGGACCGUGGGCUUCCUCGUGGAUGAGCCUCCUGAGGAACCCCGUCUCUCCUGCUUCCUGAAGAGUGCCUUCAGAAAUGCCACCUGUGAGUGGAGACCUCUAAAUCCUCCCUCCCCAACAACCAAGGCCACGCUGUUCGUGAGGCUGCUCAAAACUGUCCCGGCGCAGGACUUUCAGAAACCCUGCCCAUACUCUUGGGAGUCCCGCAAGUUCUCCUGCCUCUGGCCGAUCCGGGAAGGACAGAAGCAUUACUUGGCCCUGUCUCUGUGCAUCGCCACGAGCGCUGGGAGCAAGACCAGCAACAAGGUGGCCUUCGACAGCCAUGGAAUCUUGAAGCCUGACCCACCGAUCAACAUCAUGGUCACUGCCGUACCUGGACACCCGCGCUGGCUCAACGUCACCUGGGAAGAUCCCGACAGCUGGAACACAAAUUUCUACCGGCUGAAGUUUCAAGUUCGAUACCGGGCUGCGUGGUCCAAGAAGUUCACAGUGUGGAUAAUCCAGAAGCGACACCACUGCAUCAUCUCUGACGCCUUGCAAGGCGUGAGGCACGUGCUGCAGAUCCGGGCCCAGGAGGAGUUUGGGAUAGGCAAGUGGAGCGACUGGAGCCCGGAAAUCAUGAGAACUCCCUGGACAGACAACAGAAGCACCCCGGCUGUGACCCCCAAGACGUCCAUCUGGGACCUUUACGAAGACUAUUAUGACGAGGCUCGCUACAGGAAUUCUGCAAAAGCAACAAGCCUCCCGGUGCAAGAUCUGUCCUCAGUGUCACUAUCCACAUUCCUGGUGGCUGGAGGAAGCCUGGCUUUUGGACUGCUCCUCUGCAUUGCCAUUGUCCUGAGGCUCAGGAAGACUUGGAAGUCGCAGGCGAUGAAGGAACGGAAAGCCUGCGCAUCCUCGCCCUGCGCCUCCGAGCAGCCCAAGCCCACCCUGGCGCUGGUUCCUCUCCUUGCUGCAGCCCCAGCUGGAAACGCCGCCGGGAGCCGCAGCUUCCCGGACGCUGGGAGGGAGCCGCGGGGCCCGUAUGACAUCUCCAAUCGAGACUACUUCUUCCCGGGGUAGCCGGGCGGCGGAAGCUGGCAGCAACGCCCGGUGGGUGAGGCCCCCGGA